Molecule: messenger RNA, 1154 nt
Organism: Physcomitrium patens
Lineage: Eukaryota; Viridiplantae; Streptophyta; Bryopsida; Funariales; Funariaceae
Product: 6,7-dimethyl-8-ribityllumazine synthase, chloroplastic
Biological process (GO): riboflavin biosynthetic process
Cellular component (GO): intracellular anatomical structure; riboflavin synthase complex
Molecular function (GO): 6,7-dimethyl-8-ribityllumazine synthase activity
Source: RefSeq, a predicted model, not a curated record
CUAGUCUUCCGAGGAUGCUCGCCGACUAGUGUCUCACUUGUUUUCUAUUGCAUUUGCAAUGUUAUCCUGCAGCGAAAGCGCCAGCCUAUUGUAAUCGGACAGUUGGUGUUGUUUUCUUGGUGAGAGAAGAUUUUUUGAGAAAAAUUAUAUAUAGUGGAAUUAGAAUUUGAAGAAAUGGCGACGACGCUGGCGAGAGCCUGCUGUUCCACCAGCUUUGGCUUGCUGGACCCCGCGUCGCUUGUCGAUUCUCCGCGCUUAUUGAGCUCCCGUGUAUCGUUUCUGGGAACGCCAGUGAAGCUUAAUGGACGGCUGGCUUCGUAUCAAGGUGCAUCUGAACAUGGAGGUUUCCUCCACACCAGGAGAGUCAGUCAGAGGCUCCAGGUAUCAGCAGCAGUCAAGGAGGUGACUGGAUCCUUAGUGAAGGGCGCAGGUCUUCGAUUUGGCGUGGUAGUUGGUCGCUUCAAUGAAAUCAUAACUAAGCCUCUGCUGGCGGGAGCUCUCGAUGCAUUCUACAAACAUCAAGUGCGGGAAGAGGAUAUAGACGUGACAUGGGUGCCAGGAAGCUUUGAAAUUCCGGUGGUUGCUCAGCAGCUGGCAAUGUCAAAGAAGUACCAUGCAAUCCUGUGCAUCGGAGCUGUGGUCAGGGGCGCCACCACUCAUUAUGACGCUGUUGCUAACUCGGCAGCAUCAGGGAUUAUGUCUGCGAGUCUGAAAUCAAAUGUACCCUGCAUUUUUGGUGUGCUCACGACUGAGAACAUGGAGCAGGCCAUUGAUAGGGCAGGUGGAAAAGCUGGCAACAAGGGAGCUGAGGCUGCUAUCACCGCGCUUGAAAUGGCAUCCCUUAUUCAACAUCAUCUGGUUGACUGAACCAGUGAAUAUGCAUAGACAAAGAUUUCUAGAAAUGCGUCCUCACAAGUUUUUCGUCUGAUGAAAACUUAACUUUUUCCUUACACUCAACAGGGAUUAUCUGGUGAUACUUAUAUGACGAUUACUUUGAAUAUUAUAAUAAUUUAAGCGAUGUCAGCAAAGUCGUAGAUGAAGCUUCACCAUCUUCUCUUCAUGUGUAUGACAGUAAGCACAACUGCAUGGUAAACAUAAACAUUGGGUCUCACAAUACCAAAAUUUAACAAUAGAAUGACUGAAAUGUUCCACCA